Molecule: messenger RNA, 1312 nt
Organism: Paramecium sonneborni
Lineage: Eukaryota; Ciliophora; Oligohymenophorea; Peniculida; Parameciidae
Source: the annotation of a GenBank genome assembly
AUGGAUUAUGAAUAUAGUUCAGAUAUUGAAUGUUCAUAAGUUUUAAUAAAGAAUAAAUGUACUACAGAUGGAAAAUAAUGUGUAAAUAGAAAUUAAUGUUAAGAUGUUAUUGAUAAAGCUGGUUGCACUUAUUCAAUUAAUUUUUAAGAUUGCAUUUGGUUAUAAAAUGAGAAUCGUUGUGUUGAUAAGAAUUGUAAUUCAGCUUUAACUUCUUUUAUAAGUCAUUAAUAAUGUUAAAAUUAUUUAUAAUAAUGUACAAAUAGAAUAGGUGGAGGAUGUGUUAAUAUAACAACAUGUAAUUCAAUUUCAUUUGAAGAUGCUUGUUUUUAUGAUUAAUUUAAUUAAGAUUGUUUAUGGGAUAAUAUGAAUAAAAAAUGUAUUAAUUUAGAAUGUUCUACUUUCUGUGGAGAUGGUAUAGUAGGAGAUUUAGAAUAAUGUGAUGAUGGUAAUCUAUUACCUUAUGAUGGUUGUUAUAAAUGUAAAUUUUAAUGUUAUUAUGGAUGUAAUAAUUGUAUUGAACUUAGAUGUUAAGAAUGUGAUUAAGGAUUCUAAUUAAAUUUUGAUGGAUCAUGUACUGAAAUUUGUGGUGAUGGAUUUAUUGUUGGAUUAGAAGAAUGUGAUGAUAUGAAUAACAUUUAAAAUGAUGGAUGUUAUUUAUGUAAAUUUCAAUGUCAUUAAUAAUGUUUAGAUUGUAUAUUUGGUUUUUGUAAUUAAUGUGCAUUUGGAUGGGAAUAGUACAAUAACUAAUGUUAAUCAAUUUGUGGUAAUGGAUUAUUAGUAGAAUAAUUUGAAUAAUGUGAUGAUGGAAAUAAUUAAGAUGACGAUGGAUGUAAUUCAAAAUGUCAAAUCGAAAAAAACUGGAUAUGUUUCUAAUCAUAAAUCAAUUAAAUAACUGAAUGCAAAAAAGAUUUAAAACCUAAAAUCAUUUUAUAAAAUAUAUCUUAAAAAAAGGAUUCCACAUAAAUUAUUUAACUAUAAUUUAAUUAAUAACUUUAACUCAAAAAUAAUACAAGAUUUGAAGAUUUUAUAAAAAUUAAUGUUACUGGAAAUGUUGAAUUUCACCUAAUAAUUGAACCAAUCUUUGCAGCAUAACUCUAUCUUACUAAUAUAGUAUAUAAUAUUCAUAUAACUUUGUUAGAAAAAGUUGAUUCUCCUUAUGUCACCAUUUAAUUUACUUAAUCUAUUCUUAUUAAUGAAUAAAACUAAGAACUCAUUUAAUUAAUUGAUACUAUAAGUUUAGGUACUCCCUCUAUUAUAUCUCUACAAUAGUAAUCAAGAUUAAAUAAUACUAUUGCUUUUAAUUAAAUUAUGA